Messenger RNA from Sinocyclocheilus rhinocerous, 2971 nucleotides. Its product is annotated as E3 ubiquitin-protein ligase RNF34-like. Lineage: Eukaryota; Metazoa; Chordata; Actinopteri; Cypriniformes; Cyprinidae. Gene Ontology annotation, cellular component: plasma membrane; cytoplasm. Gene Ontology annotation, biological process: proteasome-mediated ubiquitin-dependent protein catabolic process; negative regulation of extrinsic apoptotic signaling pathway via death domain receptors; protein K48-linked ubiquitination. The transcript is spliced from 8 exons. The record is from RefSeq and is a predicted model, not a curated record. Gene Ontology annotation, molecular function: ubiquitin protein ligase activity. The coding region runs from base 131 to 1324 and encodes 397 amino acids.
CCAUUACGUUAUGCUCUUUUCUACACAUACACAAGGAUGAUAGAAAGAGAAGACGUAAUGGAGUGUUCCUGAGCGUCCUUGCGAUGAAAAUCACUUUAGUAUUCGACAGUAUUCGAGGAAGGGAGUUGCAAUGAAGGCGGGGGCCUCCUCUAUGUGGGCAUCAUGUUGCGGGCUGCUGAACGAGGUGAUGGGCACAGGGGCGGUCCGCACCCAGCAGCCGGGCUUUGGAACCGGAGCCGGGCCGUUCCGCUUCGCCCCCAGCGCUGGUUACUCCACCUACCCACCCAGCAGCACCACCUCAGGAAGCGCAGGCCUGGCGUGCAAAGCCUGCGGACUGGCCUUCUCCGUGUUCAGACGAAAGCACGUUUGCUCAGACUGCAAGAAGAGCUUCUGCUCGCUGUGUUCUGUGCUGCAGGAGAACCUGCGGCGCUGCUCCACCUGCCACCUGCUGUGGGGCACGGCCUUCCAGCGGCCCAUGUUAAUGAGACUCCGCGUUAAAGACCUGCGGCAGUACCUCACGCUGCGAAACAUCAACACGGACACCUGCAGGGAGAAAGAGGACCUGGUGGACCUGGUGCUCUGCCAUCUGGGUGCCGAGCUGGAGAUGGGGGAGGAUGAGGAGGAGGAGGAAGAGGAGGCGGAAGCGGAUACGGACAGUCUGCCCUCACUUCCGCGCUCGCUCUCCACGCCGACCGCCUCCGCAGCACGAUCCUCCUCCCAGCAGUCGGCGCUGUCUGUCGCCGCGUCUCAGGGAGAGGCUCUCAGUCGCAGCGAUAGCUCAGGGACAACCAAUCAGGACCAUGGAGAUGCUACAUCAGUUUCCCUCCUCAACCUGGAGCCUCACGACGACAUACUGGAGGCCAGCCCAGCGACGCAGAGGCGAGCACGUGCCUCCCUCUCGGAUCUGUCCCGCGAGGACGACAUCAAGAGCCUGACAGUGCGGCAGCUGAAGGAGAUUCUCGCCCGCAACUUCGUCAACUAUUCAGGCUGCUGUGAGAAAUGGGAGCUGGUGGAGCGCGUCCAUCGUCUCUACAGAGAGAACCAACUCAACAGAAGAUCGAUGGAAAAUGUUAGCAACAGCCUAGCUGCAGUCAUAGCUUACCCUCCUCCUAUAUGCAAUGGAGGUAUUGGAGAUGGUGUGCAAGUAGCUCAGCUGGGCGGCGUUGAUGAGAACCUGUGCCGUAUCUGCAUGGAUGCCGUGAUAGACUGCGUUCUGCUGGAGUGCGGUCACAUGGUCACCUGCACCAAGUGCGGCAAGAGGAUGAGCGAGUGCCCCAUCUGCAGGCAGUACGUGGUGCGGGCAGUGCACGUCUUCAAGUCUUAACGGGUGAGCUUCACCUCUACUGGAUAGCCAACACACCAGAUGCUUCCUGCUGGACCGAGCAGGCUGGGGCCACGACUGGACCAAUGAACUGCCCCUUUAGAUUCAAAGUGGUGGAAACCUGUACUGCGCACACCUUCUUUACAGAGCGAGCAUUUCCUGCUGCCCAUUUUUAUUUGGUCAUUCAUUGACACGUUUGAAAUCAUUUCUGCGGUUACUGACCCAGGGAAGGUUUAGAGGAAUAACGUAUAAAAAAUAUGAAAGUUUAAGUGGUUUACAGUACAUUCCUGUAAACUUUUUGGAAAUGUUUUAUUGUAUGUGCAAUAUUAGAAAUCUUUACGUGUGCGUGUAGAGAAACCGAUUGCCAUUAAGAUGCAUGUUGUCGUAGCAGCAGUUAAGACCAUUGGCGUGAAGGGGGAACGUACUGUAGGUGCCAAAGUAGAAAUGUGCAGAACGGCUUCUGGAUUAUAUUAUUAAUAAGCGUGUUAUUUUCAUGUAUUAAAUCAGCUAUUGCCAUACCACAAAUCAGCAUCCAUGACACCGGAUCAAAUGACCAGCUAGCAGAAGGGUUAUUUAUAGCAAGAUUAUAGAAACUGUAUCGUAUUUUUUCACAGAGUCACUGGAAUCCAGCAUCUGCCGCUAUGUAGCUUAUUACUGGAACCUCAAUUACUUUUUUCAAAUUUUGCAGUAUCUGUCGAACGUCAGGUGUGUGGUUGGUUUGUCUCCAUUGUGCUGCAUAUACAAGUUACUUAAAGGUGUGCUAAGUCAUUUUUGAUUAAUUAAAAGUGUCAGAUGAUUGGGUGGUUACCAGGGCAAAGGAAGUUAGGCUGGUCAUGUGAUCUCAACGGUAAGGAAGUCUCACCUUUGUAGAUCAAAACCUUUUUUGGAGUCUCACAUGAGUGUACAAUAUUAAAACAUUUGUCAAAGCAAUAUUUAUUGGUAUAGAAGUUGGUAAAAAAAAAUUCUCAGUGCACCUUUAAGCCUUGGUAGGUUUCACUUGCAAAAUAUUCGGUUUUUAUAGUGGGUCAAAAAGACCAUUUUGAGUUUGAUGUUCUUCAUCUCCAGCGAUACCAUGAAAGACGUCUGUUUUUUGGUGAGUUGUGUUGUACCACAUUUACAUGACAUAAGAGAUUUCCACAAGCGGUGCUACAUGGAUUUACGUAUCACAGUACUUGCACAGUACAUGCCCUUUGUUGCUGUGAAUUCUGUAGUCAAAUACAAGUUAUUAGGUCUGUGGUAUUGGCUAGACAAACAAAUAUAAAGGAACAUUUAAUCAAUUAAACAUAAAUGAUUUUAUAUACAUGUGAAAAAAGUUGUACGCAAAGUAUAUGGAUAUAUUUUCCUCUGUUGUCCAGUUUUUCUUGCACUUUCUUUUAAAUGUUUCGUCCCCCUUCAGCGUUCCAGUUUUUCCUUGAAUGUAAACAACAUUUAUUUAGUUGUUUAUAUUUUAAAUCAGUCACAAAUAAUUCUAUAGUAGAAUUGAUUACAUUCUGGUGUCACAUCCAUGUAUUUCUAUAAUCAGACUAUUUUUAAUUUGCUUCUAGAACAUCUCCACACCCGUCUGCCCAACACUGACACUGUGCUUAUGUGUAUGUUUCUAAUGCUGCUAUCUCUAAAAGAUGUCACUUGGUAGUAGGCAACUACUCUAGC